CUUAUACUUGAAAGGCGUAGAUUUAUUUGUUGUUAAUUUUUCAAGCUUUUUUUGACGCAGCACUGGUCACACUUAAGCGUCAGCAAAUGUAAACAAACAAUUCAACGUUUAAUGAAAUGAUUUAAAUAUGGUGAAAAAGGGGCAAUCAAAACGGCAGCCGUGGGUAAAGAACCUGUACUCCAACCGCGAGUAUCCGGACAACUAUACGGACGCCAGCUUUCUGAAGGAUCUGCGCACGAACCUUCAUGUCAGGAUAUACACAAUCCGCGAAGCAGUUGCGGGCAUUACGGUGCUCAACAACCAAAUAUCUUGCAUCACCGGCUUUUUGAUUCUCUACCAGCUCAUGUUAAGCGACCGCGUUUCGCCCACAACGAUCCUGGUUCCCAGUUGCGGUGUCACGGGAAUCGGGUACCUGUGCUACCGGGGCCAGAGUCUCAGUUGGGCCCUCCUGCGGGAGGAUUCCAAGACCCUUGUCACGGUUGUCCUGUUUGGAUACCUCUUCUCGCCAAUGCUGCACACAUUAACCCAGGCUAUCAGCACGGACACCAUCUACACGAUGACCUUCUUUGUCCUGCUUGGGAAUCUAGUUUUCGGCCACUACGGACUGGAUGUGGCUAUGGUCUCAAAGGCCAUCUCGCUAAAUGCAGCGAUAUUUGGAGCUAUUUGUCUGGCUUCCCGUCUGCCCACUUCUUACCACGCCUUUGUUCUCCUCGUCGAGGCAGCCGUUUUCUUUGUGCUGUAUCCCAUAAUGACGGAGGCGAACUGGCAUGCUGGAUUCAUGGUGCCCAUCUUUGCCACAUGUUGCAUAGCUCUGUACUGGAUAUCCCGGCCAGUACUCUACUUGUACGCAUUCACUACCGUAUUCAUCAAUUUUGUCUGUCCCUUCAUAUUUGUGUGGCAGCAGCAAUACAAGUUCAACAUCCACGGACCCUGGGACGAGGCUAUCGUGGAGGAGAACACCGAGGAGAAUCUGGAUGAGAACUUAUAGCGACAGCUUCGCUUCUCAGAACAGCUGCGGUCACGACCUGGUGGCGGCGAUGUCGGGGAGCACUUCACUAGUCACUAACCAUUCGCACGGUUUUAAAAAAUUUUGUUUUCAUUUUUUUAACACAACUGCUUUGCUUAUUCAAAGAUAUUGUUGUUUGUUACCCUUUUAUAUUGUUAUGUCUGAUUAGAUUGUAAAUAAGCCUUUAAUAAAUUAUACCAUUUUAA
Molecule: messenger RNA, 1212 nt
Organism: Drosophila ficusphila
Lineage: Eukaryota; Metazoa; Arthropoda; Insecta; Diptera; Drosophilidae
Gene: PIG-C
Product: phosphatidylinositol N-acetylglucosaminyltransferase subunit C
Exons: 2
Coding region: 128-988 (286 amino acids)
Biological process (GO): GPI anchor biosynthetic process
Cellular component (GO): glycosylphosphatidylinositol-N-acetylglucosaminyltransferase (GPI-GnT) complex; membrane
Source: RefSeq, a predicted model, not a curated record